CUACAGUGGGAUCAUUUGUUCGUGAUAGCUGAAGACUCGCAACAAAUGUAACCAGUAUAGCCAACAGUGUCUGGAUAAAGGUGACUUAUUUGUCUGCUUAAAGACAACUUACGUUUUGAGAAUUCAUAUAGACUACUUUGGAGCUUAUGUCCAACGAACGAGGGGUAAUUGACUCUUCUCCUUUUGUAAACAGUUUUCAGUCUGUUCUAUAGGAGAUUUGUCAUUUUGUAGCUUUUUAAAUAAAGUCAUAAUGGUGACAAACCGUCAUGAUUCAAGAAGUGUUAGGGUUUUUCAUCGGGGAGAGACAGCCUAUGGAACUUGAAGGAUUUAGACACCUCUCUUGCUGUCUGGAGUUGAACGGUGUCGACUUCCAAAUUGUUCCAGUGGUAACCUCAACAUCGUGAUUCCACCUGGAUAUAUAGCACCUGUUGUUAUUAUUAUUGAACAGUAUGGAGACUAUUGGGAAAUUCGAGUUCAACAGGAAAGACCUGAUUGGACAUGGUGCCUUUGCCGUGGUGUUCAAAGGGAGACAUAAGGAGAGACAUGACUUGGAAGUAGCUGUGAAAUGUAUUAACAAGAAGAACUUGGCAAAAUCCCAUUCACUCUUAGGAAAAGAGAUUAAAAUACUAAAGGAGCUGAAACAUGAGAAUAUCGUUGGACUACUUGACUUCCAGGAAAUGGCUGGGUGUGUGUAUCUGGUCAUGGAGUACUGCAAUGGAGGAGACUUGGCAGAAUACCUCCACUCUAAGGCUACUCUGAGUGAGGACACCAUCCGGGUCUUCCUCCAGCAGAUAGCUGGGGCCAUGAAAGUGCUGAAAGAAAAGGGCAUCCUCCACAGAGACCUCAAACCUCAGAACAUCCUUCUCUGUCACCAUGAGGGACGCAAGUCCAGCCCCAACAACACCUGCAUCAAGAUAGCUGAUUUUGGCUUUGCACGUCACCUCCAGUGUAACGCUAUGGCAGCCACUCUGUGUGGUUCUCCAAUGUAUAUGGCCCCGGAGGUGAUCAUGUCCCAGAACUAUGAUGCCAAAGCUGAUCUGUGGAGCAUAGGAACCAUAGUGUACCAGUGUUUAACUGGGAAAGCUCCGUUUCAGGCCAGUAGCCCCCAGGAGCUGCGUCUCUUCUAUGAGAGAAACAGGGACCUCCAGCCCAGCAUCCCGCGGGAGACGUCAGUCCACCUAAGACACCUGCUCCUGGGCCUGCUGCAAAGGAACCAUAAGGAGCGCAUGGACUUUGAUGAGUUUUUCCAUCACUCUUUCCUUGAGUCAAGUUCAUCCACAAAGAAAUCCUCUCCGGUGCCCAUGCCCUCCUACCCCAGCUCUGGCUCUGCCAGCUCCUCUAGCAGUUCCUCCACCUUACACCUGGCCUCCUCCCCUCAACAUUCCGAUGCGGAGCUGCAGAGACUCCAGCCCAAGGCCGAGCCCUCCCCUUCCCAGGACACAGCCCUCCACAACAGCAGGAACACCUCCUCUGAGACGGACGACUUUGUCAUGGUGCCUGCCCAGUUCCCCAGUGAGAUCACAUGUGACAUGGCAGAUGGGUCACCUGUCCAGGGCAGCCUGUUGUGCAGUGGGAGCUCUCUGCUGGCUGCUGGGGUACUUGGGAGUCUAGGCAGGACACCACCCCCCUCUUCACCCCUCUGUCCCCCUAAUCCUGUUAGCAGGCCUGCAGACUUCAGUGGGAGUAGCUACAGCCAGUCUGUGCCCAUUCCUGUCCCAACACAGAUCCACAACUACCAGCGUUUAGAACAGAACCUACACCCUGCAGGUCUACAUGGCUCAACCAGGGCCACCCUGUGCUGUGUUGAUAGUAGUAGUGGCAGUUCCCCAGGGAGUAGGAAGACUGGAGCCUCCCUUCCUCUCCCAUCAGGCACCGGGGGGGCAGUGCUCAGCCACCGCAGGCUGUCAGCUGGAGGGGCCAGACCCUACCAGCCCUCUCCACAAGUGGGCACUAUCCCAGAGACCCCAGAGCAGACUGGUCUCUUCAGCACCUGGACAGGACAACAGAGCCCUCAGGCCACGCCUCCACAUGAAUUCCCCCGGCCCACCAGCUUUGAGGACUUGCCCAUCAUUCCCACCCGCACACGGACAGUGUCAGACCUGAGCCACAUCAGCAGGGCCACAGGGAAGAGGAAGGGCCCCUUCAAAAGGUCUCUGAGUGCAGGCCGUCUGUCUGACAUGCUGCUGAAGGCUGCUUUUGGAGCUCAGCUGUUGGAUGGAGGAAGUAACGAGAGCCUUUACACUGAGAGGUCCAUGGACACCACAGCUCCAACUAGUGGUGCUUUGAGGGUUGCAGGAUCCUCAGCCUCAGGCAGUCCCACCUCAGUCGUGUUCACUGGGGGAUCCCCAUCCAGAAGAAACACCGGGACUCCACCAAAUACCACCAGGACGUUCUCAGCAGUGGGUUCCCCCAGCUAUGUCAGCCCAGCCUGGUCAAUCAGCAGCGGAACCCAUAGAGAUGUACCUAACUACCAGCACUUAACCAACCCCAUGACAGCCAGCCCAGACAGGGCCAUAGAUUUUGACCCUCCAGAGCUCCCAGAGGAGACACUGAUGGGGCAGUGGCAUACGGAUGGCCUGAGGAACCUGCGCUUCACUCUGGCCUUUGUCCACUGUGUCAUGGAGAUAGCCAGUUCUAAAGACACUGAACUUGAGAGCGAGACCAGUGGGGACGCUCCUGAUGUGUCCUUCCUGCAGCAAAGCCUGGUGGCUGAUCAGAUCAGUCUUCUAAGUCGGGAGUGGGGCUAUGCAGAGCAGUUGGUGCUGUACAUGAAGGCUGCAGAAUUUCUGUCGUCUGCAUUACACACUGCUAUGGAGGACAUCAGAGAAGGCAGACUCUUCCCCUCCUCUACAGUCAAGCAAGUGGUGAAGAAGAUGAAUGAGCUGUAUAAGAGCAGUGUGACGUCCUGUCGGUCCCUCAAUGCCCGCCUGCAGAGCUUCCUCCUCAACAAGCAGAGACUGAUGGACCACAUGAACAACAUCACUGCAGAGAAACUCAUCUACAGUCACACUGUGACCAUGGUGCAGUCAGCAGCGCUAGAUGAGAUGUUUCACCGUGGCCAGGCGCCCAUCCAGAGAUACCAUAAAGCCCUUCUGCUCAUGGAGGGUCUGUCCCUUACCAUCACAGAGCAGGCAGACAUCGACAACAUAAGUAAAUGUAAACAGUGUAUUGAGAGACGCCUCCUUUCUGCUCUGCAGACUCCACAGUGUGAUUGAGCUUAAGGCUUUUGGACUAUAGCUACAAUAUUAGCUGAGCCUCCGGGCAUGGUUAGAGCACCUCCAGACCUCUGAUGUCCCUCUGAUAUCCCUCUGUCCUCAGUGAAGAUGGAGCUCCUCGGACUGUUGACACACAAAAGCACUUUGAACUGAAAAUGCUUAGUAACAAGACCACUGAUAUAGCUGCUCUCAACCCACAGCCUAGCACUAAACAUUUUUAGUACCAGAAGAGAGGAGAAGAGGAGUGGGGUUGGUUCUGUCUGACUCCACUCUGAGAGCAGUGUGUGUUGUGGUUGUGUUUCAUGCUACAGAAUGUUAUGCCAGGCCAGUAGUAUGUUACUGUUAAUCUACUGGAUUUAUCAGGCCUCACUGGAUCGAGUGAUUAUUUUCAUCUCAAAUGUACAGAUUUCUACUUGAAAUAGUUGUUUGAGAAUAAUAGAUGUUUGAGAGUAACAUUUAAUGCUCUCAAUAAUAGAAGGGAAUUCUGAAAAGAUCUUUGGUACCAGCUGGUGUUAUAUUUAAAGAUGCAUUAUGCAGAAAUCGCUCUACCAUUUCCUGGUUGCAAUUUCUUUUCAGUUUAUGUGACAAAACAAGCAAGUAUAGUG
This is a messenger RNA of Coregonus clupeaformis (lake whitefish), 3820 nucleotides long. Its product is annotated as serine/threonine-protein kinase ULK1. Gene Ontology annotation, cellular component: autophagosome; cytoplasm. Gene Ontology annotation, molecular function: protein serine/threonine kinase activity; ATP binding. NCBI's taxonomy places the organism in Eukaryota, Metazoa, Chordata, Actinopteri, Salmoniformes, Salmonidae. Gene Ontology annotation, biological process: peptidyl-serine phosphorylation; autophagy; axon extension. Bases 450 to 3215 code for a protein of 921 amino acids. The record is from RefSeq and is a predicted model, not a curated record. The transcript is spliced from 27 exons.